Molecule: messenger RNA, 1484 nt
Organism: Cynara cardunculus var. scolymus (artichoke)
Lineage: Eukaryota; Viridiplantae; Streptophyta; Magnoliopsida; Asterales; Asteraceae
Product: 2,3-bisphosphoglycerate-dependent phosphoglycerate mutase-like
Exons: 8
Coding region: 244-1275 (343 amino acids)
Biological process (GO): glycolytic process
Molecular function (GO): intramolecular phosphotransferase activity
Source: RefSeq, a predicted model, not a curated record
AAAACGUGCCAAAAUUUUCAACGUCUUCCACGUUUCGCCAACUCCUCAACAAUUUCGCAUCCUUUUGAAAAACCCUUUCGAUUUCUUCUAAGCAAUCAGAAACCAAUUAAUCUCCCUCACUGUUUAUUCUUCAUCUUCUUCUCCGUCAAUGCUCCAUUUUUCCUUGUAAUCAACCCUGUUUCGGCCUCGACUCCAUCUCCAAACCCCCAAACCAAUCGAUUUGGCAUUGGUUUAUAUAUAAUAAUGCCUGCAACAGCAUUUCAUCAAGGUGUUGGUACUCUCCAGUCUCAUGGACGUAUCAGUAACUCUGCUCCUAAUUAUGAAUGUGGAAAUCUUUCAAUGAGGUUGAUACCAAAAGGUUUCAAGGUGGAGAUUGGGAUAUCAAGAAGGGAACCUUCUAGAAAGAGGACCUCCAUUUUAAUGCAAUCAUCUUCUUCCCAGAAAACUGCAUACAAUCCAGUUUCAAGCCCAUUACACAAUGCCUCGAAGGAAUCUCCAAAGAAAUCAAAUGAAGCUGCUUUGAUACUGAUUAGGCAUGGUGAGUCUCUAUGGAAUGAGAAGAACUUGUUCACUGGUUGUGUUGACGUGCCGUUGACGAAGAGGGGUGUGGAAGAAGCGGUGGAAGCUGGUAAGAGAAUAAGCAAUAUACCCAUCGACAUGAUAUAUACAUCUGCACUCAUUCGUGCACAGAUGACCGCUAUGCUUGCCAUGACUCAACAUCGCCGCAAGAAGGUACCAAUUGUCAUGCACAAUGAGAGUGAACAGGCGAACGCCCGGAGUCAAAUCUUUAGUGAAGAAACCAAGAAACAGUGUAUUCCAGUAGUCACAGCUUGGCAACUAAAUGAAAGAAUGUAUGGGGAAUUGCAGGGUCUAAAUAAGCAGGAAACUGCAGACAAAUAUGGAAAAGAACAAGUUCACGAGUGGCGUCGUAGUUUCGAUAUACCUCCGCCAAAUGGCGAGAGUUUGGAAAUGUGUGCUGAAAGAGCCGUUGCAUACUUUAAAGAACAGAUCGAACCACAACUUCGAGCUGGAAAGAACGUGAUGAUCGCAGCACAUGGAAAUUCCUUGAGGUCUAUCAUAAUGUAUCUUGACAAACUAACUUCCCAAGAGGUUAUAAGUUUGGAACUAUCAACCGGGAUACCGAUGCUUUACAUUGUGAAAGAGGAAAAGUAUAUCAGAAGAGGAAGUCCGGCAGCACCAAGCGAGGCUGGUGUUUACGCUUAUACUAAGGAUUUGGCUCGAUACCGGCAAAAGUUGGACGAGAUGGUACAUUGAUAAAAUUACAAGGUUUGAAACUCGUCGAAGAAUCUUUUUAGUUUAAGCCAAAGGAUGUUCAGAUAUGGUGUUUUCAAAGGACCAUGUAUGCAUCUUAUUUCGCAGUUUCAUAGUAGUCAAGAAAGAGAGAAAAAAGCAACUCUACUCUAAUGUUUUACUAUAUAAACUUGGGAUCAGGUGCGAGACCUGUGAGACCACAUAAUAACACU